Messenger RNA from Monoraphidium neglectum, 477 nucleotides. RefSeq names its product glucosamine-6-phosphate deaminase. The transcript has 4 exons. Lineage: Eukaryota; Viridiplantae; Chlorophyta; Chlorophyceae; Sphaeropleales; Selenastraceae. Bases 1 to 477 code for a protein of 158 amino acids. The record is from RefSeq and is a predicted model, not a curated record.
AUGGUGCGCAAGAAGCCGCUGAGUGAUGCUGAUGUGGCGCUGGUCCAGGGCCUGCUGGAGGAGGUGCAGCCCCACCAGGUCUUCGCGGCCGGUGACCUGUCGGACCCUCAUGGCACGCACCGCACCUGCCUGGAAGCUGUGCUGAAGGCCCUGGGCAACCUCAAGGCCAGCAACGCCAGCUGGAUGGCAGACUGCCGCGUGUGGCUGUACAGGGGUGCGUGGCAGGAGUGGGGCAUUGAUGAGAUGGACAUGGCGGUGCCCCUCAGCCCCCAGGAGCUGGUCACCAAGCGCCACGCUAUCUACAAGCACCAGUCCCAGAAGGACCGCCCGCUGUUCCCGGGGCCGGACGAGCGGGAGUUCUGGCAGCGGUCAGAGGCGCGCAACAGGGAGACGGCGGCGCUCUUUGACAGGCUGGGGCUGCCGGUGGGUGGCCCCGCACUGCCGGGGCUGCGCGUGGUAGCGCUUUUAUUCGGUUAG